Molecule: messenger RNA, 1611 nt
Organism: Dioszegia hungarica
Lineage: Eukaryota; Fungi; Basidiomycota; Tremellomycetes; Tremellales; Bulleribasidiaceae
Exons: 9
Coding region: 1-1611 (536 amino acids)
Source: RefSeq, a predicted model, not a curated record
AUGUCCAUAACGCGGAUUCGUGAUCGAAAGCGCUCGCGAGACCAAGAGGACGAGAGGGAAGAUGACCAGCUGCCUUCCCUGAGGACGAACCGCUCGUCUCGCUCUAUGAGGUCUCGUCCGGCUGGUCUGGUACUACUCUUUGAUGAGGAUGAGCCGGAUGAGGCGGUCGCGUCGAGCAGAGCAGACCCUUCUGGGGCGAUGCCUCCUGGACAGAAGAGGAAACUACAAGAGCUAGAGCAAGUCUCUGAGGAGGACGGAGAAGAAGUUGACGCUGUGGAAGACAUCACUGUCGUAGACGGCUCGAUGAGCGAUGGCGUAGUAGGGGAUAGGGGUGGCCUCUCGAUCGAGACACGACUCUCUGAUCAGGAUACUGCAGUAACGCUCUCGAGGCGACAAGGGGAUUACGGACGAACGACAAAGCGGAAGAAGCAGUCGCACGAUGCGGAGAGCCUGAUCGUCACCAGCAGUGACGAGGAUGAAGACAUCAUCUGCUUGGGGCAGAAUCGGAAAGGAGGGGAUGAGCCGCGCGGCGCGCUUGACAGCGACAGGUCCAGAGACCGCUUCCACUCCGAGCGGACCUCUCGAGAUACCGUUGUCGCCCCCUCGCCAGCUGUCCCACCACUCCCCUACGCGCAGCGCGUCGCCAAGGAGGCCCUCUUCCGACUCAAACGCAGGUUCAAAGAAUGCAGGCUCAGGAAGAGGACCAACAAAUGGAUUCGCGAGCAUGUCGACCGCUGGACGCGGCCCGGAGUCGCCUUCAUUCGGGCUCGGUCGAUCAAUUAUCAGCUUCUCGCUUGUGAUGACCUGCUCAACAUCGAGGCCAUGUGGUACCGGUCGAUACUACAGGGCGUCCGCGAUCGCCUCACGAGUCGCCGUGAAGAUCGGAUCAUCGGCUUCGAGAAUGUCAAAUUUUUGGUCCCCACCGAGAUGAUCGAAGUACGCGCUUUCCUAAAAGCUCCGUGGUUCAACAAGGAGCAUACCGGCGUCGCUUUACGAGGUCGAAGGUCGUCUCCCCAUCCGCUGCGUCUCGGACUCCCAUGCAGUCAGCGCAUGGACGAGCGGAACGACAACUUCGUAUCAUCCCAACUCGACGCCGUUAUCGCCGAGCGUACCGCCGUAGACGCCUGGAGCACCGAGAUCAACAUCGUCAUCACGCUGGCCGAUGAACUCCGCACCCUAUUGGCGUCGGACCCGGAUGCGGCCUCGGCUAGUCAAUGCCGGAUCCUGGUGAAGAUCCUACUGGGCCAGAGCGGGGUCAAGGAGGCACUGGAGCAGCUGGAGAAGGCGAGGCAGAAGAUCGGAAGGGAGAAUAAAACUCGGAUCUCAGAUAACCCACGGGAGAGGACCAAACGCUGGCUGGAUCGCGGCCAGAGGCUCGUUUGGUCCCUCACUACCGUCGUCAAAUCGGAGCAGCGUGCGUUUGACGCUCUGCUCGCUGUCGUCCGCCGGGCCCAGAAGCAGGCCGAGAUCCAGCUCGACCCCGCCAUUCCCCAGCAUAUACGUUGCGUCGGCGACAAGAUCGCCCUCGCUUUCCCGCCCGGAUCGAAGCUGGCGGUAGCUCAGGCGGAGGUACUGGAGGCGCGUAAGCUCCUGGGAAAGGCUAAGUGGUAG